Messenger RNA from Helicoverpa armigera (cotton bollworm), 8209 nucleotides. It is a transcript of the gene hob, whose product is annotated as protein hobbit. The record is from RefSeq and is a predicted model, not a curated record. NCBI's taxonomy places the organism in Eukaryota, Metazoa, Arthropoda, Insecta, Lepidoptera, Noctuidae. Bases 130 to 6738 code for a protein of 2202 amino acids. The transcript has 38 exons.
GUCAAAAUUGACAGAUGAAAGUUGGUACAUUAUUUUGAGGUUACCUACGAAACGAAUCUCGAUCUAAUAUGACCAUAUUUACUCAAUUAAUUAGCGAAUGAUCAAACGAAAUGGUGUAACCGUUCAAAAAUGAACGUCCUAUUGAUAUUGUUUUUUAUAUUUGUCGUAAUAUACUCAUGUGUGUCAUGGCUGCUGCCGACGGUAUUGGCUUGGCUGUUUAUGAGAAAGUACCAUAUAAAGUUGAAAAUAGGCAGAAUCGCAGUGCCAAAGUUGAUACUGAAAGAUGUGAGCCUAUCCAAAGAUAGGUAUUCUAUUCACAUAGAUGAGAUAUCAUUUCAAAGUAGUUGUUUCAACUCUGAAAUCAACAAACUGGUGUCUGUCGUCAUCCGAGGAGUAGAAGUCACUAACAAUGUGGAAGAAAAGAGAAGUGUGGUGGUGGAAACUAUUCUUAAACCACUGCUGUCCAAGCAGAACUCCUCGGCUAGAGGCGAUGGGUACGAGGAAGUUACGGACUUCAAUAAUCUUGAAACUAGUUUGAACCGGUUAGCAAAGAAAGAGCUGUUGGAUUUCAGGGAUAAAAAACUGCCACAUAGUUUGAUUAUGUUUGCUCAGUUCAUGGGAGUUCACAUAUUCAACGCGUCAGCCACCAUCCACAAUGGCACUGUAGCCAGUCCGUGGUCUAUAACUGUGACAGCUGAUGAAGUCCACGCCGACGGCGCCGCGGGCGGGCCUGCGCGUGCGCUGGUCUUCUCCACCAAGCUUGUGGGGGCUAAGGCCAGGGUCGUCGGGAAGGGGGAGUGUUUGGGAGAAGCUGCCUGCUGUUUGGUGAUUGAGGGCACCGUGAAAGCUGAUGGGCCGUUGAAUGUUGAGAAAAUCCACGCAAUAAUCAGCAACACGUCAGUGACAUUCAAGGAUGAGUUGUACCAGUUUGUAAAGAGCCGCAAGAAACGCCGGCGACUACCAGUAGUGACUGUUGAAGAUCACGACCAUCUUGCCACUAUUAUACCACGACUGUCUCCUGUUAUACCAAAGAUAUUCAGCUUAAAAAUAGAUUCUACAAAAAUAAGUUGUAAAGACAAGGCUAUAAAUUCCGACUUUGAAAUGUCUCUACAGAGUUUACAAGUAAACUCAAGAUUCAGUGCAGCAUCUCUCAUAUACGAUGAUCAAGGUCUCGAAGUGGCGGGUCUGCCGCAGGUCUACGUGGCCUUCCAGAUGGAGCAGUUCCAACUGAUUGCUGAUAACCAGCAGUUGGCUGUGCUGAACAAGCUUAAACUGGAUGCUAAGCUGGAAAAGGGAGUACUAAACCUGUAUUUAAUAAUAAGCACACUAAACAUUAGCUACACUCAUACAGAAGCGUUUAAAUGGUACACAUCUGUCAAAGAGAAAAUCAGGAAAGCUAAACCUCUACAAAUUAUGGAGGUGGAGUCCCCUUCAUCCUCCCCUCCACUAUGGUUAUCUCGUAUCUUCUCGUCGUGUAUCGUGCAAGGAUGUGCAGAACUGCGCUCGGUGACCGUGCAUGCUAGGCUCAUGACUGAUAAUGCACUGGGCUUCGGAUGCAGUGGAGUCAAGGUUAAAUUGGACCAGUUGCUGGAGACUAGAGAGGACUGGUACCGUUGUGCGGUGACCCGUCAAGCAGUGGGAGGCCGGCAAUGGGGGGCAGAGCUCCUUGUAGACGGCGGCUGGGCAGCCUGCGGACGCGCGGCGCUGGGGCUGCGCGCGCCGCCGCCGCGGAGGCACCACUCGUGGGGCGAAGCGCUGCUCGCUGUUGCGCUUGUUAAGUGGGCUUCACAUGGACCUAAUGACUCCAAGGUAGAAGCCAUGGUAGACUGCCUCCGUCUAGAAUGGAGUCCCAUCAUAGCACAAACGAUCAUCUCCCUAACCGACUGCCUGAACCAGUACAAGUCUUCAACUCCUCGUCUCCCACCAGUCGAAGAAGUUCAGGAGACCAGCUCCAGCAUCUCAGUGAACGUGGCUCUAUCUCAUAUCAACCUGUUUCUGAUAGUGAACGAGGAUAUGUGUCUGAUGACCAGGGUUGAUGCGGUGACUUUGGAGAAGAGUGCCAGCAAGUCUGGGGCGGUCAUCUCAGGGUUGAAGGUGGUGGAUAUGGUACCUUAUAAAGGAAACAUCCACUGCCAACGCUCAGACGAGAUCCCCACCACAUUCUUCCACGUCAAACUAGCAAGAAUAGAGUACACACUCUCCAAAGAGAGAUACUCUGCUCUCCUCGACUUCCAGUUCAUAGAGAACGUAGACCUCGAGUGGAGUGCCAACUUGCACCUCAAAGUUCUAACCUUCGUUAGAGCCGUGAAGGAGUUUCGGCAAGAGAUGAAGAUGAGAAGAGAGGGAGUUGAGAAGAAAAAGGGAUGUGCGUUAGAUUGGAGGGUCGCGUUUAAAGGGGAGACGAAUUUAGGGUUGAUUUUGUCGAAGGAGAAUAAUAUGCUGUUUGCGACAGAUGACAUGACAAUAGCCUACGACCAUGAGACCGGGCUCUCCAUCAACUGGAGCAAGCUUAACAUGAUCCUGAACGGAGACGAGGUCAUCAUGGUGGAGGGGUACAGCCAGGAGCGAGCUGCUGAUGACCACGACGUCAGGGUCGAGAGGAAGGCCAACGAAGGGUUCGCCUUGACGUGGAAUAAGGUUUGGUCAGUAUCCGUAGACUCAGUCCGCGUAGUGUUCCCCUACAAGCACCGUUUCGCCGAAGCAGUACAAGGCGACUUCGUGUCUCUCUUCAAGUGGAUCAAGUUGGUGCACGGCAUCAAGAAGAAACCCUUCACCUCGGAGAGUCCACUGCCUAGUGAUCUGCAUAUUAAGAUUGAAGAGCUUCUCAUAGAGAUGAGUGACGACCCGUUCGAGGUGAAGUUACGUGACAACUACGAGCUCCUGGAAGACGAGUACAAAGAGAGUCAGAAGCGACGCACCAUGCUUGACGCUAAGGUACAAGAACUAUGCAAGCCCCACCUAUUCCUCCCAGCUGGUAAGGUCGAAGAGCUCUACGCGGCAUUACGUCAGAAAGACGCUCAGAUCUACGUGCAGCGAUGUCGCGCCGCGCCGCCGCCGCGGACAAGGCUCGUCGCGUGCUGUCUCAGCAGAUUCACGCUCAUAGCGUUAGCUGAUACUACCAUACAUGGCACUCAGAAUGCUACGGCGAGGCUUAGAGAUAUGGAUUAUGAUAGUCCAUGGCCAGAAGACGGCAUCGAGUUCACAACGCUGUGGUGCCGCAGCAUCAACAUGAGCUGUUCCCAGUGGCAGCUGCUGCUGAGAGACUUCCCGCAGCCGCUGCUCAGCAUGAGCGAGCUCAAGAUGUGGGGCACGCUGCUGGCUGCUGAGGAACAGGCUCCACCAAGAGCGGUCCGCACAGUCACCAUAGACCAGGGUGCGCCGUGGGGUGCUCAGGAGUUGGAGCGCAGCAUGAUGCCGCUCAAGUGGUACUAUGACCUGUGCUGCGAGAUGGCAGAGUACAGCUACGCCUUCGGACCCUGCUGGGAACCUGUCAUUGCUCAUUGUAAUCUUUCAUUCGACCAAGUCUCCCGCCCAUCCCUGGACCCCUCAGCCCCACUAUCCUGGUGGGACAAGGUGCGUCUCCUGAUGCACGGGCGCCUCACGGUGAACUGCGCCAAGUUCACCUGUCUCCUGCAUGUGUCGCUCGACCCUUACAACACCACCGAGGAGAUGGAGGUCACCUGGACUGACCUGGUGCUGGACUGGACCAAUGGUCGUCUCGGCUUCCUAGGCACUCUAGACGUGUAUGUACGCACGGCCAGCAAGUACGACGACUGCCGCGUCCUGCGAGUGCCGGCACUGCGGCUGUCCGUCAAGCUGGGCUGGCAGUGUGUCGCUGAUCCCAGGGACCAUCAUGCUGUGGCACCGUGUGCGCCUACUAGGCUGCCGGAGUACUCUAGUAACCAAGAACACGACUCAUACAGAGCAUUCCGUUCCCAAGGAUUAGAUUUACAUCUUAGUAUGGAAACCAAGCCAGUUGAAAAGGAAGGAAAUGGACCAGUGUUACUGUUGUAUGGAAGCACUCUCAGGUGGUUCGAGAGCUUAAAACUGAUCCUGUCAGGCAUCACGCGGCCGACGCGGCGCGGACGUAUCUUCAAGAAUGUGCGCCCGCGCAAGCCGCAACUGUCGCGACACUACCGCAACGUUAGCGUGUCUGUUACGUUACAUAAUUUACAAGUAUUCUACUGGUCAUCAUCAUCACUACAACGCGGUAUUGAGAUGCUAGGAGUCCGAGUGACCUGCGGCUCCAAGCACCGUCUCUCUCUAGUAGCCACCAAUGAUGGCCUGGUCCGAAGACCUAGGGCUAACUGGACUACGGUGUAUAUGAACUGUGAUCUGAACGAUGCUGAGAUCUGGUUGAAGACCCUGGCUGCUGAUGAGAAGGAUAGUGAUGAGUACUCAGCCCUAAACCCGCGCGUAAUGGAGAAGUGCUACUGCCUGUCAGUCCGCCGCGUGUCGUACGGGCGGGAAGCGGGCGCGUGUGCCGGGGCGCCGCCGACGCACCGGCUGGCCGUGCACGACCUGCGCGGCGCAUGGACCAAGCUUAAUAGGGACCUGGCCUUCGCGCUUAUUGAUACUUAUAUUAAGACACAGCAAUUGAAGAAGAAUUUAUCGACGAAAGCGUUGAAGGAGGAGGAGCAACCGAGCACGUCUCCCAAACACCAGCGCGAGGCUGACGUCAUCUCACCGCCUCCCGCUGUCACUACGCAGACGAGCGGCUCAGGCACAGCUUGCGGCGGCGGCAUGCUGGCCGCUCUAGUGGCGGAAGCGGGUGCGUCAGCGCCGGUGGUGUUCAGCGACGAGCUGAGCGGCGCGGAGGCGGACGCGCCGCCGCCCAUCACGCCGCACAUCAAGCACGUGCUGGACGAUGACAAUGCACAUACUGCGUGUCUCAUCGAGCUGGUGAACUCGCAGGUGGUGCUGAAGGGCUGCGAGACGCGCGGCUACGUGAUCCUGUGCGCGGCGCGGGCCGAGGUGCGGCAGCGCGUGCGUCGGGCGCCGGCCGCCGCGGCCUGGAGCGGCGCGCUGUCCGCCAUGCAGUACUACGCUACUGUUAGCGCUGCUGACCGGGACACGCUGCUGGAGAACAUCCAAUGGGUAUCAGUAGAGGAGAUUGAAGAGCGGUGGCAGAGUACAGAGAUCAGCACGCUGCCCGACGUGCCGCGGCUGGUGGGCAGCGGGCACUCGGCCGGCGGCGUCAUCGGCCGCACCGUCGGGCCCAGCACCGACACCGGCCUGCAGCAGCUACAACGCAUUGUAUCGCGUUGCGCGUGCGAGUUCUACUACGUAUCGCACGAGGAGGCGGAGCCGGGCGGCACGGGCGCGGGCUGGGCCACGCAGCAGCCCUACGACUCCUUCACGCUCAUGCACCACGACCUCAACGUGUGCACCAACUCGCUGCAGUACGCGAUGCUACUCGACGUAGUAAACAACGUGGUUUUACACGUAGAACCGGAGAGGAGACGGACGCUAGAGCGGCGCGCGCGCAUGCGGUUCCAGCUACAGUUGCAUCAGGAUCAGGACCCGAGGCAGCUGAUACAUAAGCUGCAGACUCAGGUGAGAGAAUCCUUGGCCAGACUCCGGAGGUUAGAAAAGGAAUACUACCUGAAGAACAGGUCGAUGACCGGCAACGAUCCUGUUGCUAUGGAUGAACUCAAGAGUUUGGAUGACCAGGUAAACGAAUGCAAAGAAUCAGUGUGGUCUCUAGGCGAAGAACUUGACGCGAUGGUCCGCGCGUGGCGCGAGGUGGGGCGCGCCUCCGCCGCGCCCGCCGUGCGCAGUGCGCACGCGCCGCCGCACCGGUACAACGAGAUCUGCUUCAAGAGCGCACGGUGGAGGCUCACCGAUGCUGACGGACAGCUGGGCAUUGCUGAUCUGCUGCUUACUAACUUUUUGUACACGAAAACCUCCCGAUCAGAUGACUCAGUGGAACAUCAGCUGGAGGUGGGGUACGUGCGCGUCAAGAACUUGCUGCCCAACGAGCCCUUCCCAGAGGUACUAGUACCACAAGAGCCGUCAGGUCGGGCGCCACUAGCUCGUCGCGCGGCGCUGCGCGUGUUCUGUCGCGACAGGCCGCCGGUGGGGGGCAUCGCUGUCAAAGAGCACUUCGAAGUCAACAUAGUACCUAUAAGGAUAGGUCUAACAAAGAAGUUCUUCAACACGAUGCUAAAGUUCUGCUUCCCUGAGCGCGACCCUGACUCCAUAGAGGACGGCGAGGACGAGGAGGGCACGCUGAAGGCCGGCGCCUCCUCCGCCAGCCUUGUCUCUACUGGCUCCAAGAAGAUCAAGAAGAAGGCUAAGGAUUCUAAUAGUAACUUUUACGUGAAGAGGGAUAAGAAGGAUAAAGAUGAUGUUGAGAAGAUGAAGGAGCGAGCCGAAAAGAACAAGCUAUUCAUCUACAUCAAGAUUCCCGAAGUACCAGUACGGGUCUCCUACAAGGGCAGCAAGGAGAAGAAUCUAGAAGACGUGAGGGACCUCCCUCUUGUCCUCCCUACGUUAGAGUACCAUAAUGUGACGUGGACUUGGCUGGAUCUGCUGUUAGCUACCAAGAGUGAUACCAGACGGGUGAUAUUAUCGCAAGCAAUUCGUCAAAAGCUGCAGCUACACAGACGUGCGGCAGCCGCGCCUGAGCCGCACGAAGAAGACAAGGCUAGGUUACUACUUGGAGAAAGAACUGUGGCAGAAAACAAACCGCAAAAGAAAAGUGCACCGAGCGUCUUCAAGUUUUCCAAAUCAUAGCGUAAGAUAUAGACGCUAUAAUUUAUAUUAUAGCGCAGCAUUUACUACGAACCAAACCUAGACUGUCGCCUAGCUAGUAAGAGGCUACACUUUAUUAAUGUAUACGCUUUAUUAUAGCUUUGUAUGUUGGUAUGUAAGUGUCAAUUUUGUACGGAAAUCUCAUUCUAAAAAAAAAUUCCUAUCUGUCUAUUCGUAUAUAUUGUCUGUUUGUUCCAUUUGCUACUAAAUGGCUUAGUCGAUUUCGAUAAAGUUUGGUCAAGAGACGAAAAGUGAAAAAGAUUGUAAUUGUAAUUAUAAUCCAUCUCUUCAGUUCAUAGGUAAAUCCGAGGAACACAGAACAUUUUGAUACCUAUAUUUGUGUAAUUUGAACAAAUUAUCUAAUGUUUUUUAAACACUUAGAAAUAUUAUGGUUCAUAGAAUUUAUUUGGUAAAUACAUACUUCCUAAUUAGCACCAUGGCAUAGAAUGCUUCCUUUAAUUUAAUUAAAGAAAUCACUAAUUACUUGAACACUAAAAGACAGUAGAAGUAUGAGAGAGAGAAUUGCCAAAUGUAAGACUGUUGUGAUCUUUACAAAUGAUCUGCUAAUGUAUUAUGGACUCUAUAGUUCAGGGAAUAAGAUGCAAUUUCGUUAAUAGCUAGUUUUGAACAAAGUUACAUAAUUUAAUGGAUUUUAUUUUUUAAUUUUAUAGUGCAACUGCCAAUACAUCGAUUACGAAAUAAAAAAUAUACUUAUCUUUUCAUCAUCAUUUUAUUGUCUAAAUGUUAAUCUUUUGCGCGUCUUUGGCACAUUUUUAAAAACGAAAUAAUUAAAAUGUUUUUAAUAUAAGCAUCAAAAGACAACUUUAUGUAUUGCUUUAAAAUAAAGAUAAUGAAUUGAUAUUGAGAUUAGAAACCCUACCUACUAACAUAAUUUUAUGCAAGUUUUUAAACGAACAUAGGUAUAUGAAUAUGCAUAAACAUGUGACGUUAUAAUUUUUUUGAAAUUGAAAUUAAAGGUUCGGUUAUUAAAUUUUAGGAAUAAAUGCAAAUUAUUGAUUUAAAAGACAUUGCAAUAAGUUCAAAAGAUAUUAAUAGCAUAUUAUUUAAUGGGUAAAUUAAUUGUUUAUAUAAAUUACAUAUUUACUCAAGAUAAAAGCGUUAAUUGCUUAUUGGUAUUAUUCCAGUACAUAUAAUUAGUUACUGUUAAUUUAUAUCGAAAUUCCUAAUUUACAGUUGAGUCACUGCCUCGUGACAUCAUAGAUGUUAAAAUGACUAAGUUUGUAGUUUUUGUGUAUAAAUCAAAUACUUUUAUAAACACUAUGUAAGCACAAAAUGCUGUGAAGUUAAUCCAUUCAGUAUUUAAAGGUAAUUUAUUGAUGUAAGCGUAAAUUGUAUAACUAUGUAUGUAUUUUUGUAAUCACCAAUGUAUAGUAAGUUAUGAUAUCGGAUAUUCGUAUCAAAUGGAUUUGUUAUUAAAUGUUGUAAAUAUGUA